This is a messenger RNA of Leucoraja erinaceus (little skate), 1455 nucleotides long. RefSeq names its product cGMP-dependent 3',5'-cyclic phosphodiesterase-like. NCBI's taxonomy places the organism in Eukaryota, Metazoa, Chordata, Chondrichthyes, Rajiformes, Rajidae. The transcript has 7 exons. Bases 224 to 724 code for a protein of 166 amino acids. The record is from RefSeq and is a predicted model, not a curated record.
GCUCGAUUGUAAUCAUGUAUUGCCUUUCCGCUGACUGGUUAGCGUGCAACAAAAGCUUUUCACUGUACCUCAGUACACGUGACAAUAAACUACACUGAACUGAAAGAAAAAAAUGCUGUCAUAAAAUAUCCCUGGUCAGUGUAGGAUAGUGUUAGUGUGCGGGGAUCACUGGUCGGCACACACUCGGUGGGCCGAAGGGCCUGUUUCCAUGCUGUAUCUGUAAAUGAAACUAAACACUUCUUCUGAUCUCCCUCUUUUCCUUCCAGUUAUGAUUCUCCCAAUAAUGGACACGGAUAAAGGAGCAGUUAUUGGCGUGAUUCUGGUUUAUUCUGGCCCGUUGCAUGACCUUGAUGACCCCUGCCUACGGAUACUGGAGAGACACAUCUCCGCGGCCUGCAAGCGCGUACACGCCCUACGCGAGCCUCUCACCUUGAGUAAGCUCAGGACCGAACGCAUCGCUGGCACAGACAACGAGAUAAACUUUGAAGAACAGGAUCAGAAAGUUCUUCAGUUAUGUGGUGAACUGUAUGACAUCGAAGCCACGUCGCUCCAGUUGAAGAUUGUUCAGUAUUUACAGCGGGAGACGGACUCGAUGUGUUGUUGUAUGCUGGUCGCCGCUGAGGGUGAUGGUCAUCUCUUCUGUCAGGUGGUCGGAGAGAAAGUCCUGAAUGAAGAGAUACUCUUCCCGGUACUGCCCUACCCGCUGAGUUCCUCCGGCACUUAGUGCUUGGCUCCAGUGCACUCUCACAUCUUCUCGAAGGAUGACCUGGAGCGGGGCCUUACAUCACCGCCCGGCGUGGCUUCAACGGCUGCGGGACUUUGCUAGCGCCCGCCCGGGGCUCCAACAACAAGACCCGGAGCGCGGCCUUGCACCACCCGGCGCGGCGUUAAUGGCCACGGGACAAUUGUUGUCGCCCGCCGGGGGCUCUGACUUUGACUCUGACAUCGGGGGGAGAGGGAAGUGCAGGGGAGAGAUAGGUUUUUUUGCCUUCCAUCACAGCGAGGAGGAGAUGCGCUGUGAUGGAUGUCUGUGUAAAUUAUGUUGUGUCUUGGGUCUUUUUUUCUUGUAUGUAUGACUGCAGAAACAACAUUUCACUUGAGCCUCUAUGAGGUUCAAGUGACAAAUAAAUUGUAUUGUAUUGUAUUGUAUUCACUGUGGUGGAAGGCAACAAAGUUCAGCCAGUCCUCCUCCUUAGUUCACCCGUGGUCGGGGCCAUGAACCCUCCGUAGUUGCCGCUACGGACGGCCCGAUGUACGGGAGCCUCUCGUCGGGAUGACCCAAACUCCGACGUCGGGACGUUGGAACACACACGUGGAGGUCCCGAAUCGUCACAUUGUUACCGGAGACCGCGGCUUCAGGAUGUUAUUGUCCGCGGGGGUGGCCGAUGACAUCCUGACGGAAUGGGUGUCGUUCACAUCUUCUCACUGUCUAAUCAUCUCUCUCUCUCUCUGUCU